CCUGAAGUGAGUCCGGAACGCGCGCCCUUCCUCCAUCGGAUGGGCAGGGCUCGGUCCAGGGAAGGCGCCUGCUGGCCAGCCCGGAGGGGACCAGCUAUUUCCUGUGGGCACUGAAAUCCAACUCACCCAUGCCUAUUUCCUGUAAUGGACGAAUUUGAUGCUAAUGUGAGUUCCAAGGAGGGUUUUGGGUCAGUGGAGAAGGUCGUGCUGCUCACAUUUCUCUCCAUAGUUAUCCUGAUGGCCAUCUUGGGGAACCUGCUGGUGAUGGUGGCCGUGUGCCGGGACAGGCAGCUCAGGAAAAUAAAAACAAAUUAUUUCAUUGUCUCUCUCGCCUUUGCGGAUCUGCUGGUUUCGGUGCUGGUAAUGCCCUUUGGUGCCAUUGAGCUGAUUCAAGACAUCUGGAUUUAUGGGGAGAUGUUUUGCCUCGUCCGGACAUCUCUAGACGUCCUGCUCACAACCGCUUCGAUUUUUCACUUGUGCUGCAUUUCCCUGGAUAGGUAUUAUGCCAUCUGCUGCCAGCCUUUGGUCUACAGGAACAAGAUGACCCCCCUGCGCAUCGCACUAAUGCUGGGAGGCUGUUGGGUCAUCCCCACAUUUAUCUCUUUCCUCCCCAUAAUGCAAGGCUGGAAUAACAUUGGCAUACUUGAUUCGAUAGAGAAAAGGAAGUUCAACCAGAAUUCUAACUCUACGUACUGUAUCUUCAUGGUCAACAAACCCUACGCCGUCACCUGCUCUGUAGUGGCCUUCUACAUCCCAUUUCUGCUCAUGGUGCUGGCUUAUUAUCGCAUCUAUGUCACUGCUAAGGAGCAUGUCCACCAGAUCCAGAUGUUGCAGCGGGCUGGAGCCCCCACAGAGGGCAGGCCCCAGCCAGCAGACCAGCAUAGCACACAUCGCAUGAGGACAGAAACCAAAGCAGCCAAGACCCUGGGCAUCAUCAUGGGUUGCUUCUGCCUUUGCUGGGCGCCAUUCUUUGUCACCAAUAUUGUGGAUCCUUUCAUAGACUACACUGUGCCCGAGCAGGUGUGGACCGCUUUUCUCUGGCUUGGCUAUAUCAAUUCCGGAUUGAACCCUUUUCUCUACGCCUUCUUGAAUAAGUCUUUUAGACGUGCCUUCCUCAUCAUCCUCUGCUGUGAUGAUGAGCGCUACCGAAGACCUGCCAUUCUGGGCCAGACUGCCCCCUGUUCAACCACAACCAUUAAUGGAUCAACACAUGUGUUAAGGGAUGCAGUGGAAUGUGGUGGCCAGUGGGAGAGUCAGUGUCACCCCCCAGCAACAUCUCCUUUGGUGGCUGCUCAGCCCAGUGACUCUUAGGCCUCUGGGGCAAUGACCCAGAAGACAGCCAUGCCUCCAAGAGAGGGCCAGGUCCUAAGCUGCUGCUGGUGUGCAUCUGCACCUGGUAUUCUCCCCCACCCUGAGCCUUCCAUCGGUAUGCAGGCUCUCCAUGCACAGCGGGCUUUUCCUCCGGCAUUCCAGCAGGUGGUGCUCAAGGGAGUCAGGACACGGAAGGCCGUCUUUGUUCACUGGGGGUUCUCAUCCAGAGAUCCCCCACAGGGGGUCUUUUAAUUUCCCGCGAUGACACUCCUGCUUCCUGAAGUCUCUGCCCUUGCCUCACACUCUCUUGGUGUUCCUGACAUGUUCCCCUUACCGUGCCUGGUCUGUCCCACUCAUGUUCCAAACCCAGUUGUUCACUCUGUCCGAUCUCAGCCAUAGAUGUCUCCAAAUAUACCUUCUUUGCUAUGUCUGCUCCCAGACGCUGCCAAAACACAUUAUCCUUGUCCCUAUCUUGGUCAGAGUUGUGUUUGAAACACCUUGCUUGGUUGCACACAUCCCAGCCAUGUCCGAGCUACUCACUGUCUCGUCUUAGUCCUGUUCUAAUACAUUUUCCCCCCAUGUCUGGGUCCAAACAUGUGUCCUCUUUGCCAGCCCCUGUGUCGGCUGCAGACUUGCUCUUCCUUAUGUCCAUUGUCAGUCCUUCUCUUCAGGACAUGCUCUGUUUAUUUACCUUGGAAGAAACAGGGGCAAAGAUCUGUCAGAGGAAAAUGGUCUCUGCAGCAACCCUGAAGGGAGGCAAAAGGCAAAGACCCACGGCUUCCCUCCAGUGCCGCAGCCGCAGUUCUGUCUGCUCGUAGAUGCUUGUUUUUGGAAGAAGAUGAGAAAAGCCUUGGGCAGAGCUGGUGGCAUUGUAGGUGUCUGUUAGAAGAUGUUUGACUCUAAUUUAAAACCCGAGUCUGGCCUUGUUACUUCCAAAGGAGAGAACGGUGUGAAGUUCCCACUGUGGAGACUUGUCACCUCUCUGCAAUCCUGCAGUUGGAAGAGGGCAGUGCCACGCUGUGCUGGGAGUGUGAAAACAAUGCUUGCCUUGAUGUCAGAGGACCUGAAUCCUGGCCCUGGCUUGGCUCCUAAUAUGCUGUGAGAUCUUGACCAAUGAUCUCCCUUCUCUGGACCUCACUUUCUGCGUAUGCUGUCUGAAGUUUGGACUAGGUUAUCUCUAAGAUUUUGCUCCAUUUCUAGGACAACAGGAUGCUGCUACAGCCAUCAGCUACCUCAAAAAGCCUUGGCUUGCCUGCCUUUUGGCUUUGUCUCAAAGGACCUAUACUUCUCCUUUAGGCCUCUGGACCCUAACCUUGCCAGCUUUACUCUUCAGAUCAGCCUGGAUGUCUUUCAUGCAAAGCUGAGUGCACAGCUCUUGCCAGCUGCUCCAGAGCAAAGGUCCCAGGCUGGCAGAUGCUGCCCCUUCACAGAGCCAUGUGAAGUUUUAACUUUGAUCUUGGCAGUGGUUUGAUAGCAUCUCAAGACUUUAUUGUACUCUUUCUUCCUGCUGCUUAGGAGUGUCAGUUAUCAUUUCCAUUGAUGUUUUCUUUAGUUCUGGAAUUGAACCAGACAGGAAAAGACUUUGGAAUCAGGAAGAAAAGAUUGCCCAAGCCAUCCAAAUGCCAAAAACCAUUCUCAGUCCUAUGAAAGCUUAAUUUUGGGGAAGGGAGAAGUUCUGCCUUGGGGAAGGGAGAAAAGCUUCUAAAUGAGAAGUGUUAUUUAAAAAUCCUGUAUGCUAUUGAGAUAUAUUUCUCCACACUGAAAUGUUCUGUAGACUCAGACUCUCACUGAUGAGUGGAGCAGACUUGACUGGGGAUCUAUUCUCCUCAAAUGUGAAGGAAGCUUAUUUAAGUUCUCAUCUGCAACUUGAUUCUCCGGCUGCUGUAAGAAUCUCCUUUGCUUUCUCAAGUCACGGUUCCCUUGCCAUUUCUAGACUCAGGGCUCAGGAGGGAACUGCCAUUUCGAGGAUGGUCCUUUUCAGAGAUAAAGGAAGGAGCAGCAAGAUUGUGUGCCCCAAGGCUCUGAACACGGUGAUGAGGCCCACCCAACCUGCUAUAGCUGCCCCCAAACCUGCCCACUGCCUCCAUCAGCAUCUUCUUAAGGGUGGGCACAGCAGAAAAGCAGCUCACGCACUGACUCAAUUACUGACUUACUCUAUGACCUUGAACAAAUAUUGGAACUUCUCUGGCCUCACAGAGACUCUCUCCUGCCCACUCCAAAAAGUUGUUGUGCCAGUAAAUAAUUUUUUUGUGAAAACAUUCUGUCAAUCGUAAAAUGCCCUUCCAUAUGUUUGUUAUUACUUUGGCUGCUUUAUUAUUACUUUGGAGUUCUCAAGGACUAGGAAUUUGCUCACCAAGAGGUGAUCCCAUUUAAAGAACGAACUUUCUUUGUUGAAAAGCAAUACCCAGGGAGCCCCCGUCUGGUGCCACUUCCACAUCCACUCCUCUUCAUUUGGUCACUCCAGGUGCCCGACACACACCAACACUGCAAAUGAACACUUUCCUUUGAAGGGAUUUUGUUCUCAAAGUAAAGGCGUGUGUGGGGAAAGAUGGAGGGCUACAGGCUAAUUUUGGCAAGAAUGAUCCUAAUUCUUCAUGCAACUUUAAAGUUACAUGGAAUGAAUUCAAAUGCCUGUUUGCCAUGAGAAAAUUUGUUUGGAAAUAAAAAGACAUAGGCUAUUGAAACCAUCCCCACUCUGAAAAUUAAAUACUUACCUACAUCCUGUAAAAAACAUCAAGCACUGACCAAACCAUGAAUGACCAGUUGACAAGAACAUUACAUAAAGAUCUUACUAAGAUACUGAACCAGAUAAAUUUUGAGACUUUUUUUUCUUGAUCUGAUAGUCUAUAAAAAUAAUUAAUUAUGGUUUAAUGUUAUUUUAGCUAUCGCCGUACUUUUGGUUUAUAUUUUUAAUAAAGUAGCAUUACAAAUGGGGUAACUUAUACAGUUUAUAAUGUACUGAGUCCCCUUGUAUAAUCAAUAUACAUAGUAUGUAUGUGCCUGUGAUAUAGAACAUGGGACUUAAUUUUAUAGUUUCAAAGGAUUAUAAAAUUUAUUGAUGGCAGUAUCUUUGGUUUUAUGACAUUGUUAAGUAUAUCUAUGAUUUGUUUGAAACCAAGGCUUUGAAGGUAAUAGGAUCCCCAAUUCUAACUUUGUUUCUAUGUAAAGUACCUUGGCUUUAUGAUUAUCUGCUUUUUGAUACAGUUCCUGGAAUAUGUUCUGGGGGAAAAAGGAGUCUACAUAGAUUUUUUUUUAUAUUGAUAAAUGCUCUAUUUAUUGAUAAGUAUUGGUAAAUUAUACAUGUUUAUAUGUGUGCAUUAUGUACAUUAUAUUGAAUGAAAUAUUAAGUCCUAAAAUUAAUAACUGAAAUUUUGAGUACUCAAUAA
Molecule: messenger RNA, 4697 nt
Organism: Choloepus didactylus (southern two-toed sloth)
Lineage: Eukaryota; Metazoa; Chordata; Mammalia; Pilosa; Megalonychidae
Gene: HTR4
Product: 5-hydroxytryptamine receptor 4
Exons: 7
Coding region: 145-1311 (388 amino acids)
Biological process (GO): chemical synaptic transmission; adenylate cyclase-activating adrenergic receptor signaling pathway; regulation of appetite
Cellular component (GO): plasma membrane
Molecular function (GO): G protein-coupled serotonin receptor activity
Source: RefSeq, a predicted model, not a curated record